CCGAGGCAAACAAAGCCGCCGCACUGAGCGGCGGACACCAACCAACCUCGGAGGUUCCUGUGCCGGGGCACUGCCGUUUCCCAGCUACCCCCGCGCCUGCGAGCGACGGCGGCCGCAGAGGCCAAGUUUAGUGAGCGGAAGAGCAACGCGCGCGCUCUUCCCGGCUCCUCCUUUGCGGGGUCUGAGGUGGCUGGGGAUCUUCAGCCGACCUCGAAGUGGGAGCAGGAUGAAGCAAGGGGGCGACGAUGGCCGGCUCUUUUUCCGCGGAUUCCAGGGCCGCUCCCACGAGAAGGUGAAGCUGCGAAAGAGAAAGUCAACUUUGUACCUCAGCCCCCGGAAGAGCAGCGAGCGCCGCGGAGAUCUUCUUGGUGAAAACGUUUAUUUGGUCUCAUUUACCAUAGCAUUACGAAUAUGUAACUGUUUUUUAGUCCAGACAAGUUUUGUUCCAGAUGAAUAUUGGCAGUCUCUUGAAGUUGCACAUCACAUGGUUUUCAAUAAUUAUGGUUAUUUGACCUGGGAAUGGACAGAAAGAUUGAGGGGUUACACAUACCCCUUAAUCUUUGCAAGCAUUUACAAGAUUCUGCAUCUUUUGGGAAAAGAUAGUGUUCAGCUACUGAUUUGGAUUCCUAGACUUGCCCAAGCACUCCUAUCUGCUAUAGCAGACAUCAGACUCUACUCCUUAAUGAAGCAACUAGAAAAUCAGCAAAUGGCAAGAUGGGUGUUUUUUUGCCAGUUAAGCUCUUGGUUCACAUGGUAUUGCUGUACCAGAACUCUUACAAACACCAUGGAAACUGUUCUUACUAUAAUUGCUCUUUUCUACUAUCCUUUGGAAGGUUCAAAGUCUAUGAACAGUGUCAAGUACUCCUCCCUGGUGGCACUUGCCUUCAUAAUUCGUCCCACAGCAGUCAUUCCAUGGAUACCUUUGGUCUUCAGACAUUUCUGGCAAGAACGAAAAAAGCUUAAUCUUAUUCUGCACCAGUUUUUACCUAUAGGGUUUGUCACUUUAACUUUGUCUCUGAUAAUUGAUCGUAUUUUUUUUGGUCAAUGGACCUUGGUUCAGUAUAACUUUUUGAAAUUUAACGUGCUGCAGAAUUUGGGAACAUUUUACGGUUCUCAUCCAUGGCAUUGGUACUUCAGUCAAGGAUUUCCAGCUGUCUUGGGUACUCACUUACCCUUCUUUAUUCAUGGCUGCUUUCUGGCCCCAAAGAGGUACCGAAUACUUUUGGUAACUGUGCUGUGGACACUGCUAAUUUAUAGCAUGUUGAGCCACAAAGAAUUCAGGUUUAUCUAUCCAGUUUUACCAUUUUGUAUGGUGUUUUGUGUUUUCAGUAACCUGCGGUCAGCCGCGGUCGAGAAGAUGAUCCCCUUUCUGACCUAGCUUCAGGUCAGUAGUAGCCUAACGCUAUGUCACGAUGCCUGCAUCAUUCACCAUACUUCAUUUCAUCACAUAGGCAUUUUACCAUCUCACAUCAUCACAAGGAAGAUGGCUACAGUAAAAUAAAUUUUGUGACCACAUCCAUAUAACUUUCAUUACAGUGUACUGUUACAAUUACUGUAUUUUACUAAUGUUAUUAACCUUGUACCAUGCCUAAUUUGUAAGUUAAACUUCAACACAGGAGUAUAGGAAAAGAGUAAGGGUUCUGUACUAUCGGCAGUUUUAGGCAUCCAUGGAGGGGUCUUGGAAUGGAUCCCCCACAGAGAAGGGGGGAACUACUGUUCAGACAGUAAGUUUUUAUUCUCAUGGAAAUUACAUGAGAGGCUGAAGGAUUUCUGUAAGUGGUUUACAGAAGAAAGCUUGUAUUUGCAGAAUCUUCAAGUAAUUGGCAGAGGGAGUUUCACAUUUCAGGUUAGGUAAUGCUUACGUUACAUUGUGCUAUCCAUCCCAUUCUGAAGCUAGCUCAUUUUAGGGUGGAUCUUUUCAGUGAGAAGGGUGUGUGUAUAUGAUUUGUACAUACAAUUACACAGACUUACUGGAUGGCAGCUACUAGGAUCGUGUUACCUUUUGUGAAUACUGAAGAAACCAUACUGCUUCCCUGUAAGAAAACCAUGAAUCUUAAGCUUCUCUUGUGGUGCAGACUAAGCGCUGCAGCUGUAAUGUAUUUCCAGCUCUCCAUUUAACAACUGCCAGUUUUUGAAAUCCCCUUGGUAAUGUUCAGUGUCAGAUAGUUUGAAAACCCUGGGAGUAUUCAAAUUCAAGUCUAUUCAACUGUUCCUUCUUCCCUUCUCUUCCCAGCAUUUUCUAUAUAUUUUUUCCCCAAAGAGGGAGAUUCAGUUCUCUCUGACAGGAUCCAUCCUAAUAUCACCACAGAGAAAAUAUAAGCAUUACCUAAUUUAAGACUCUUCUCUUUACUGAAACUGCUGGAAAUACAAGCACAUUUUCUUCCAGCAUUCUACCCACAAUG
Canis lupus familiaris (dog) is the source of this 2402-nucleotide messenger RNA. RefSeq names its product phosphatidylinositol glycan anchor biosynthesis class B (gene PIGB). The coding region runs from base 227 to 1378 and encodes 383 amino acids. The transcript is spliced from 10 exons. Gene Ontology annotation, cellular component: endoplasmic reticulum membrane. NCBI's taxonomy places the organism in Eukaryota, Metazoa, Chordata, Mammalia, Carnivora, Canidae. Gene Ontology annotation, molecular function: alpha-1,2-mannosyltransferase activity. Gene Ontology annotation, biological process: GPI anchor biosynthetic process. The record is from RefSeq and is a predicted model, not a curated record.